This is a messenger RNA of Capra hircus (goat), 992 nucleotides long. RefSeq names its product chromosome 25 C16orf91 homolog (gene C25H16orf91). The transcript has 2 exons. Lineage: Eukaryota; Metazoa; Chordata; Mammalia; Artiodactyla; Bovidae. The coding region runs from base 151 to 546 and encodes 131 amino acids. The record is from RefSeq and is a predicted model, not a curated record.
AUUUCCGCUGCGCGAGCGGGGACCCACGUUCUGUAGUCGUGCGCGGAGGCCCGGAACAGCACCGAACUUCCGGCUUCGUGCGACGGAAGUGACAGGAUUGCGGCGCGCGGCGGCGCCGAGCGCGGAGCCGGGGUCGCGAGGAGCGGCGUUAUGUCCGCGCCGGCGGCCGGGGCGCUCCGGGCGCUGAGGCUCGUGCGCUGGGCUUCCCGAAGCCCGCCUCCGCCGCCCAGCGGCCGGGCUCGAGCCCAGCUCGCGGCCGAGGGCGACGAAGAGGAUGAUCCUCACCUGCCCCUUCGGUUUUCCUCCAGCAGAGCCGCGCCGCGCCGCUGGACAGUGAAGCAGUCCCUGGGAACCGGGCAGCAGCGAUCCUGGUGGGUGGUGCUGCCCUUAAGCCUGUCCCUCAUGGGUCUGGUCAUUUGGUGCUUCUUCAGGAAGGAGACCAGCGCGGACCGGUGGUUGAGACGGAUGUUGCUGGAAGAGGUACCGGAGCCUAGCGACACUUCUGAAGAGCCUGGAGCUCCGGUGGCCCACGGGGCGAGGACUUAAUGGGGUGCCAGGAGCGAAGCAACAGACCUCCGCCCUUAGGCUUUGGCGUCGUGCUUGACCGUUUCUGUCCCCGUUAUUACACGCGUCCUGAGACUGAGGGACCUGGAUGACCCACCUGGCCAAGCUGACCCCUUGAAGGCGACACAGGAUGUCAGCAGAUCGGAACCGGCUCCUUGUCUGAUGCUCUUUUCCCAUCGAAUACGUCGGAAAGCUUUCUCAGGUCCAUGGAAAGGUUUAGGUCGCAGCAUGCGCUGUUGGAUUUGUGGUGUCUUCGUACAUUAUCAUGUUUACAAAGCAACGUAGUGACACCUGUAGUCCAGUGUGAUCCACUUUCUGAGACAGAGUGACUGGCAGAAGAGUUAAACAUUGUAUCUUACAGUGUACUGUGAUGUGUAUAAAUCAAUGUUAGUUUAACAAACAAUAAAAUUUUAAGUUGGUAAUGUGAA